Molecule: messenger RNA, 555 nt
Organism: Lottia gigantea (owl limpet)
Lineage: Eukaryota; Metazoa; Mollusca; Gastropoda; Lottiidae
Exons: 2
Coding region: 1-555 (184 amino acids)
Source: RefSeq, a predicted model, not a curated record
AUGUCAAUGAUAAUUGCUCAAACUCCUAAAACUUAUUUCGGUUCUGACAUUCAAAAAUCAUUAGGCUCUCUUCCUAGCUUUCCAUGGGUAAAAUACCCCGGAGAAAACAUCUUCCCGAUCAUAAUUACACUGGUCCAGGUACAAGAUGCGAUUUCAAAAUCAAAGACUCCCAAUGAGAAUCGCGUACCACAAACCAACACAACGUUAGAAAACAAUUUCUUCCCAUAUUUAUUUACUGAAAUGGUUUUGGAAGCUGGUUCAAAUCCCAUAAAAACCAUUAAACACCCUGGGGAAUUUGAAACAAUGUUGAAAACAGUUCUAUAUCCCAAAAACUACGAUUCAGUCUCAGGAUGGAUACCCGAUGUUGGUGGUGGAAGAGUUUUAAAAGAACCGGUAAGAAAUGUUCCAAAUGAUGCAAAUGCAGAUAGAAUGAGAGCUAUUGCUCGAAACACAAUAGAAAGAGUAGGACGAGCAGGUAAUCAUGGAUUUGAAAAACGAGUACUUCAGUACAAUAAUGUUGUUGAGAAUAAUAGGUUUGGUAAUUACGUAAAUUGA